CUACGAUCCCGGCCGACGCGCGCAUCACUUUUUGGCACAGCUAUUCCUCACGACCACAGCAUAGAACGAUAUGAUCAGCUAAUCAGUCCGCUGUUGCUCUUUCUGUCAUUUUUUGCCCUUUUGCGACGCGUGUCCAUCGCCGUUGACUGUUGACCCCGUUGCCGCCGCACACACGUUGCGAUCACAUUCGACAUGACUGCUUCCCAGAGCAAAGUACCCGCCAUUGGGUCAGCGCAAUGGAUCCUCGAGGAGCGACAUCAGUCGAAUGAUCUUGUGUCACAAGAACUGGAGGAUUUUGGCUUCUCUGUGCGCAAUGAGCUGGAAUGGCUCAACGAACACAUGACAGACAUCUUUGCCAAAGAUGGGCAACACAACCUAGAUGUAUUCAAAACACCUGGAAAGCUACGCGGCAAGACACCUCACACAACGCGCAAGAGGACCGUUGCGGAGCCAAGACAGCCUCUCGCAAAUCUCUUUGCAGCAGAUCUGCAACAGCGCACAACGCCUGCUGAGCAGAGCCUACGCGAGAUCGCUCAGAGAAGCACAGUCAAGUCGAAAUUCCAGAUUGCCGAAGACGCCGAAAACGAUGCCCCAGUCCAGUCCCCAAUGCCACCAACACCUUUAGCGCGACAGUUGUUCACGAAAGCUACAAUCAAAGACAGAGAGCAGCCCAUUGACAGCUUCGAUCACGAACUCUCUGACGAGCGCUCACCACCGCAGUCUGCCCCUGCGCAAUGGGCGUCGUUCGAUACACAAGAUACAGCCUUCAGCUCGCAAGCCAAUGCCAUUUUCUCGCCUCCACGAACACAAACCACACAAGCAACACAAUCCUUCAGAUACUCGAUACACGAUCUGGAAGAUGAAGAGACCGAAGACAAGGACGCACCAGAAGACUCGUUUGUCUCAGCAAAGGAUGUGUUCCGCAGCAAGACAGCAUCAAACGAGGAUUUGCGCGAGCAAGCCGAGCUGAACGACGCGCUUCUUGAUGAGGAUUUUGAAGAGGAUCUGAGGACAGAAAGUCGCGGCACAGUCGUGCAUCACGACAUUGACGCAGAAGAGGAGGACGAGGAUGAGGAUGAUAUGCAAGACAUCUCACUUUUCCCGAAACCGCCUCGCGUUGUGUCUGAUGCCUUCAGCAUUGGUGCCGAAACCUACGAUGCCCACGACACCGCGAAUCGCCACGCCCUCACACCCGAAUUCUUUGACCCGUCAGACAUCGAUCAUUCCCACACCCCAGCCGGGCCUCCGCCAGCUUCAUCCGAACGAAGCGCACAUGAUGACACGAUUGCUCACGACGACGUUCAGGAUGAGAUGGAGGUCGAUGAAGAGCCCACGCCGUCCGAGCACUCCAGUCCCGUGAAGCCGCUGGUUAGGAAGAGCAGUCUCACGUUCGCCUGUCUACCCGCGCGAGAGCCAAUCCUUCCCAAGAAGAGCAUGGGACGAACAAGCCAGAUCAGGCAUACGGGAGGAAAGAGUCUAGGAGCGUCGCAGAUAGUGCAACCGUUGGAUUCUCAGCACGACGACUUGGACAUGGACGAGGACCACCGACUUGGAUUGCAGCGCGAAGAGUCGGAAACAACGAAGACGCACAAUAAGACCUCUACACAACGCCUAUUUGAGCGUUUUCAGAUGCUCGAGCAGCACGCACCGCCGAAACGAAUCAGCCAGAAUAUCCUGUCGCAGUCUUCGCGGCCCUCGGUCUACCCUACCACUGCUUCACAGCCGAAGGAGGUUGCUGCGCCAGCGCACACAUCGCAGUCGCAACCUACAUACCCCACCCUUCCAGCCGAACCCGAGAAAGAUGAGGCUGAGGAGGAGGACGAUGACGAUUCAUGGAUCGCGGCGCCAAUCAAAACAACAGCGCCCGCUAGCAAUCCUGUUAGGCCUCCGAUCAACAAGAGCCACACUGUGGCUUCACACUCCUCACCGCACAAGUUGAAACCGUCACCAAUUAAGCUGAUCUCAACCUCCAAUCCUGAUCUCUCAGCAGCUGCGGACUCAACCACUCCGGUUGGCUCCCCAGCUGGUAAGAAAUACAUGGAUGCCCCACUUAGUGCUUCAAAGGCUAAAUUCUACUCAGCUCUUCGCGCAGCGAAGGACAAGCUUAUCGGUUCCACAGCGGCGAGUGCCCAGGUCAGGCUCGAAGGCCUUUCUUCCAGCCCCAGACGACCAGAAUUGCAACCUGCACCUUCGUCAGACGAUCUUCCGAGUAGUCCCAAGCGGACUGAGCGGCCAAUUUCGAUAUUUUCCCAUAUGCGAUCACCUUCAAAGGACUCCAUCAAAUCUGCCAAAUCUACCAAGUCUGCCAAGUCCGCAAAGUUGGACAAGUCUGCAGAGGCCCCGGGUAGCCCGGUAAAGGAACGCAAAACCCGCGGUUCUACAGAGCGCGAGAAGGCCAAGGAGCGAGUGGCCCGGGAGAAGGAGUUGCUACAUAAACAGAAGAGCGAAGACAAGCUCAGAGAGAUGCGGGAAAAGGAGCAGACCAAAGCUGCGGCGUAUCACAAGAAGACUGCGUCCGCGGCAGCAAUUGCGAAGGCACCCUCUCAGAUGUCAUCUCAGACCAGCCUCAAGCCGGCUCCUCGACCUGACCCCGUCCGACUGAACUCAGCCCCCGAGGAUCAGGGUACCGAUUCCGCCGAUGAGAUGCCACCGCCACCUCCCCCGAAGAGCUUGCUUCCUACCUUCCCUACAACCAAGGUCAGGCCGCCUAAGAAGCUUGUGAAGCCGAACAGCAAAGACGCCCUUUCGAAGCCUCAGGAGCCACAAAAGAUCUUUAUCAAGAACCAGUACGCUCGAGCACCUCCUCCAGCCGCUCGUCCGGCACCUGUCACUGCGAAAUCGACCGGCCCACCCACGCUUGGCAAAUCGACCUCAAAGCCCAUUGCUGCUACAUUGUCGAGGCCCGGUACAGCAAUGGCCAAUAAGGUUGCACCAUCAGCAAAGUCGGCACCAAACACUCUUAAAGCACCCCCUCCUAAGGCAUCUCGACCCCAGCCGCAAGCCGCUGCAAGCUUUGAGAAGGCGAAGCCUCAAGCACCACAGCCUCGUGCAGACCUUGCAGCUGCUCGAGCUCCCACAACCCUAAGGACUGUCCAAGAUGCGAACUCCAUUCGUGUGCCUCCAGUUAAUACAGCCAAACCCCCCAAACGAGCUCUCGAUAAUGAUACAGAAACCAUACAGCGCCCACCCAAGCGGCCAUCUCAGCUGAAACAAAACCCUAUCACACCUGGACACCCCUCGCAAUACGCCAAGGGCAAGAUUCCCGGCUUAGACUCAGCCCACGCAUCGCAUUCGAAGCCUAUACAGCCGUCAAUGCAGUACCCGAACGGCGACGACAUCAAGCUUCCCGAGAUCAUGACUGACAGCGAAGACGAGGACUCUGAUAACGAGUUCGAGCAACCAUCCUGGGUAAACACACCGAAUCUGCGGGAGAUGCUGUCCACACAGCAGCUCAUGGACCCUGAGGCGAUCUUUGGGCCUAUUGCGCCCCUGAACAUGGAGCAGGUGUUCCCCAAUAAGGAAAGGCACAAGAGGUUCCGUGAGAGAACUUCGAGUGCGUACUGGGUCCACGACCAGGUCACAGACGAAGAGAAGAGGAAGGAGAGAGAAGCACGUGAGAGGCUGGUGCGCGAGGGUGCGUGGACAUACAACCCCUCCCCGAGGCCCACACCAAGGGCAGGACCCAGUCAUUGAGUGCUGUACGCUUGUAGAUAUGACGAUACUGUUGGAUUUGGCGGGUAAUGGCGGUCAGCGCGCCUUUUGCAUUUGUUGUCGUGGUUAUGGCGUUUCGGGACCGCACAGCAUCAACCUUGACAUGGUUGCUUAUGAUGGCAUGGCGUUUUGUUUACCAUUGCAUAGACUUUCCCAUGGAAAGUAGCAUUCGAAUCUGAUCACACCCUUCUCCCAUUGGCAACCCAAAUCUAUAUUAAGAAGCGU
Molecule: messenger RNA, 3936 nt
Organism: Didymella exigua CBS 183.55
Lineage: Eukaryota; Fungi; Ascomycota; Dothideomycetes; Pleosporales; Didymellaceae
Exons: 3
Coding region: 193-3693 (1166 amino acids)
Source: RefSeq, a predicted model, not a curated record